CGCCCAUUUCCUCUGGGGGGGAAAAAGUGCUGAGCUAUUUUUUUUAUAGCUAACAUCUUAGUAUUUUUAGCUGUUAGCAGUUGUUGCUAACGAACUUUUCAAGGUCUUUCUUUCGCCAAAGUUCAUUCACGAAUUGCACGAAGUCCACGCUGGGAACAAGAGCACUGCCGCGGCGUUUGAAAAGAUGUCACUAGGAGGUUCUUCUGUGACGCUUGUACAGCUGCCAGGAGGUCAGUUUCAGGUUCAAGGAGUGAUCCAGUCUGCGCAGUCAUCAGUCAUUCAGUCCCCUCAGGCACAGUCUGCACAGACCCAGGGUUCAGAUAGUGACGACUCACAAGACUCAUCAGACAGUGGAGCAACAACCCAACAGACCAGAGAAAUAUUGGCCAGGCGGCCCUCAUACAGAAAAAUCCUAAAUGAGCUCUCAUCUGAGGAACUGGCACACAUUGAGGGAAAGGAUAACAACCCAGCAGUGACAGGCAUUACAGUACCCACCCAAAUCUACCAGACCAGCACCGGCCAGUAUAUUACUAUUGCUGCAAAUGGCACAAUCCAGCUGGCAAAUCCAGGAACUGAAGGCAUUCAGGGACUACAGGCUGUUGCCAACUCUGCUGCAGCCCAGCAAAGCACCACCAUCCUUCAAUAUGCCCAGACACCUGAUGGUCAACAGAUACUGGUGCCUAGCAACCAGGUUGUUGUACAAGGUGCAGGAGGAGAGAUGCAGGCAUAUCAGAUACGCACUGCAACCACGUCCAGCUCCCUGCCUCAGACUGUAGUUAUGACUGCUCCUAUGGGACUUUCUCAGGAGAAGACCAAUGACCCAACCAUAAAGAGAGAAAUCAGACUUGCAAAAAACAGAGAGGCAGCCCGUGAAUGUCGACGGAAGAAAAAGGAAUACGUUAAAUGUCUGGAAAACCGCGUAGCUGUUCUUGAGAACCAAAACAAGACCCUGAUAGAAGAGCUCAAAACAUUGAAGGACCUUUAUUGUGUUAAAACAGGAUAACCUGUUUGACUGCAGGUCAAGGAUUAAGACAUAACAUGGCAGCGGCACAGCUCAGCCAUUUGGACUUGUUGGGGUUUCUGGGAACACUUCAUUUCAGGCUGAGAUCCUUUUGUUUUUGUUUUUGUUUGUUUUUUUUAUACAAAACUUGAGACCACGGUGAGAUUUACUCAGCAACAAAACGAGAAAUUGGCCAUUUUUUUCUCCACCUGCUGUUUUUUAAAAAUAAAUAGCUAAUUCUUGAUGAUGUAUAGUUGUGUACAUUUUUAAUACUGGCAGGUUUGAAAUUGUGAGCUUUAAUUAUGAGUUUCAGUUUCCAAAUGUAUCCCUGUACUCUUGUGUUUUAAAAACAAUAUUGCCGUUGCAUUUUUAUUACUCCUUACAGUGUCUGCCAAAUUCUGACUGUAUAAUUACCACACAGACAGAAUUUUUGUAUAUUAUGAACCAGCAAUUCUCCAUUACAAUUGUCAUUCCUUAUUUUUGUGCAAUGGAAUAUCAUUACAAUAACAUACUUUGAGUGUGGUUUAUUGGGUUGUUUCUUUGCAGUUACUGCGACAAUCAGGGAAAAGGCACAGUGUCCAGGUAAUAUUAUUUAUGUGCAUCUUGGGAGGGGUGGGACAGAAGAACAAACCAUCUAUGAAAUGUUGCUGAUUCUGAAAGGAAAUAAAUAUAUUUUCACUCAAAAUUUAAA
Solea solea (common sole) is the source of this 1691-nucleotide messenger RNA. It is a transcript of the gene atf1, whose product is annotated as activating transcription factor 1. NCBI's taxonomy places the organism in Eukaryota, Metazoa, Chordata, Actinopteri, Pleuronectiformes, Soleidae. The record is from RefSeq and is a predicted model, not a curated record. Gene Ontology annotation, cellular component: ATF4-CREB1 transcription factor complex; nucleus. The transcript has 7 exons. Gene Ontology annotation, molecular function: protein binding; DNA-binding transcription factor activity, RNA polymerase II-specific; RNA polymerase II cis-regulatory region sequence-specific DNA binding. The coding region runs from base 185 to 1003 and encodes 272 amino acids. Gene Ontology annotation, biological process: regulation of transcription by RNA polymerase II.